GAAUUCUCCCAAUCGGCAAUCGGUAUUGUUCCGCGGCUGGAUGCGCUUGUAUUGCGAGCGAGUUAUACUUUUAGAUCAAAUAGUUUCAUUUACGUGUAUUUAUAUGAUUGUUUUGGGACUUUGAUUACUCGUAUAAUGCUGGUCACCGCUCGUGGGAUUAAAGCUGAGUAAUGAAUAAAAUGCGUGCGCUACGUCAGCUACGCUGCCGGCUGCCUUCCACGCGGCUGCUGGCGCUGUUGCUGAUCGUGCUGGCCUGCGUGAUCUACUGCUUCUACUACAACGUGUCGCCGAUCAGCUAUCCCAAGCCAAGCAAAAAUGCUGUCAGUGACAAUACCGGACUCGGCGAAGUCGCCUACCAGCGGAAAUCUCCGAACCGAGAACAACUUGGUCCACAGGAAUUGGAGCAAUGCCCGCUGGUGCGCGAGAUGGAAGCCGACAUAGACACCCAGGUCCUGUACCCGUCUUUCGAGUUUCAGCCCAGCUGGUUGCGGUCGAAAGAGUUCUGGGACAAAAAGUUCGAGGAUCGCUACGAGCUGCUGCGGAUGGAUCGCCAACGCCUGAAGCUCAAGGUGAUCGUGGUGCCGCACUCGCACAACGACCCCGGCUGGCUCAAGACGUUCGAGCAGUACUUCGAGACCAAGACCAACCACAUCAUCAACAAUAUCGUGCACAAGUUGAACCAGCACCUCAACAUGACCUUCAUCUGGUCGGAGAUAUCCUUCCUGCACGCAUGGUGGGAGCGCGCGCACCCGGUCAAACGCAAAUCCUUCAAGAAGCUUGUCAUUGAUGGACGGCUCGAGAUCACCGCCGGCGGCUGGGUCAUGCCGGACGAGGCGUGCACUCACAUCUACGCUCUCGUCGACCAGUUCAUUGAAGGCCACAACUGGGUGAUGACUAACCUGGGGGUAGCCCCCAAGACGGGCUGGUCCAUAGAUCCGUUCGGCCACGGCCCCACCGUGCCGCACCUUCUGGAGCAGAGCGGGCUGGAGGGCACCAUCAUACAGCGGAUCCACUACGCCUGGAAGCAGUGGCUCGCGCAGCGCCAGAUCGAGGAGUUCUACUGGGUCACCGGCUGGGAGCACGAAGAGCCCUCCAUGAUAGUCCACAACAUGCCCUUCGACAUCUACUCGAUCAAGUCGACGUGCGGCCCGCACCCCGCCGUGUGCGUCGGCUUCGACUUCCGCAAGAUCCCCGGCGAGUACACCGAGUACACCGCCAAGUACGAGGAGAUCACCGAGCGCAACUUGCCGGGCAAGGCGCGCGCGCUCGUGGAGCAGUACCGGCGCAUCGGCUCGCUCACGCCGCACAACGUGGUGCUGGUCCCGCUGGGCGACGACUUCCGCUACGAGCACGGCGUCGAGUUCGACGCGCAGUACGCCAACUACAUGAAGAUGUUCGCCUACAUCAACAGCCACAGCGACCUGCACGCCGAAGUCUCCUUCGGCACCCCGGCCGACUACUUCACCGCUGUCCGCGAGCGGCACAACGACGUACCGACGCUCAAGGGCGACUUCUUCGUCUACUCCGACAUCUUCAGCGAGGGCAAGCCCGCCUACUGGUCUGGGUACUACACCACGCGGCCCUACCUCAAGAUCCUGGCGCGCCAGUUCGAGCACCAGUUGCGCAGCGCCGAGAUCCUCUUCACGCUGGCGUGGAACAGUCUCGCACAAGGCGGCCACGACGGCGAAACGUGCCGCCGCCGGUUGGACAAGUCCUAUGAGCAGUUGGUGGCCGCGCGCAGGAGCCUGGGGCUCUUCCAGCACCACGAUGCCAUCACCGGCACAUCCAAGGCCAACGUCAUGAGCGAUUACGGAACCAAAAUCAUUACGAGCGUCUACCACUGUGUUCGUCUCCAGGAGACCGCGCUCGGCGCUCUCAUGCUGCCGGAGCACGCGCACGCGCCGCAGGGCGUGCUGCAGAGCGAGACGGAGUGGGAGGCGUACGGGGAGCCGCCGCGCCGCCUGCGCGUGUCGCUCGUCGACAGGAAGAGAGUAGUCGUGUUCAACUCGCUCGCCGAGGAACGCGUCGAGGUGGUGACGCUGCGUUCCAACACGACCGACGUCCGAGUGUUCGACACGCGCCGACGCGAAUACGUGCCGUCGCAGGUGGCACCCAUCGUGGACGUGCGCGAGGACGGGCGACGCGUGCUCAGCGAUCUGGAAUUCGAGGUGGCGUUUGUCGCCACUCUGCCGCCGCUGGCUGCCGUGACCUUCGCGCUGGAGGAGCACGUCGACACGUCGCGCCUCUGCGCCGUGUACUGCGACGGUUGCGACGCACGCUCUGACGGCAAGCCGCACCGCUACCCCGUGCAGAAGAUGAAACCCGGCGAUGUGCAAAUCGAGAACUCGGCGCUGAAGCUGCUGGUCGACCGCAACAGCGGCCUGCUGCGACAGGUGCAACGCAAGGACUCGCGUCACAGGAACGUCGUCGAGGUGCAGUUUGGCGCGUACCGCAGCGCGCAGCGGCACUCGGGCGCCUACCUGUUCAUGCCGGAUUACGACGACCCCGAGCGCGAGGACGUGCUGGCCGAGUACACCAGCGGACGCGCGGACGAACGUAUCAUAAUACUGGCGGGGCCCGUGUUCACCGAGAUCUCCACCGCGUACCUGCCCUUCCUCGUGCACACCGUGCGACUGUACUCCGUACCGGGCACGCCGCUCGAGCGCGGCGUGCAGAUAGAGAACCUCGUCGACUUCGAGAGCCCGCCCAAGAACCGCGAGACCGAACUGUUCAUGCGCGUGCAAACCGACCUGCAGAACGGUGAGGUGCCAGAGUUCUACACCGACCAGAACGGCUUCCACUACCAGAAGAGAGUGAAGGUGGGCAAGCUGGGCGUGGAGGCCAACUACUACCCGCUGACGACGAUGGCGUGGCUGCAGGACGAGCGCACGCGGCUGACGUACGUGACGGACCACGCGCAGGGCGCGGCGGCCUACGAGCCCGGCCGCCUGGAGGUGAUGCUGGACCGGCGCACGCUGUACGACGACCACCGCGGCGUGGGCGAGGGCGUGGUGGACAACAAGCCGACGCUGCUGCGCAACUGGCUGCUGCUGGAGCCGCUGGCGCCCGCGCCCGAGCCCGCCUACGAGCUGCCGUCGCGCACGGCGGAGCGCCUCAGCCGCGCGCUCAACUACCCCGCGGGCGUGUUUCUGGUGGACUCCGGCGAGGGCGAGGUGGCGGUGCGCUCGCACGGCGCGUUCUCCCGCGGCUUCCCGCCGGCGCUGCACGUGCUCAACCUGCGCACGGUGUCCGAGGACGCGCCGGAGCAGGCGCCGAGUCGCGAAGCUUACCUGGUGCUGCACCGACCCGGCACCAGCUGCUCCGUGGGCGACGCGAGCGGUGCCUCCUCGCGCUUCACGGCGGACAGCGCGUUCGGGAACCUGCGCCUCGCCAACGUGACCGCCGUGAGCCUCACCGGCCUGCGCCGGCGCAAGUCGCUGGCGGGCCUGCGGGACAUCGAACUGAAGCCGAUGGAACUGAAGACUUACAGGAUCCGAUUCUAAACAACACGAUCGAUCGCAUGUAACAGAUUUAUAUGUAUAUUUAUUCAACGGUUUACCAUUUUAGGAAACUGCGUAGACGCUCAAUUAGAGUGUCAUUAGUGAUAGGGGCCUGAAAUAGCCGAACUUUUCUCUAGUAAAACCGAAAUUGUGGUUUUUUAAAAAAGUAUUUUAUAAGCGAUCUAAUCGCGUAAAAGCUAAUGAAGCUUCGCUUUGGCGCGCGUUUACGCAGUAUCGCUACGACUGAAUGCACUCAAAUUAAAAUGUAAUUCCCGUACUCGUAGGAAAAGUGGAAACCGGAAGGGCUUUUCAGACUAUUUUAUGCUGUAAUAGUCAUACAUACAUUUAAUAUGUAUGAUAUAAAUUUUCAAAAUGAUGUGUAAAACAAUAUAUCGAUCUAUAUAUAUUCUUAGAGAUAUCCAAUCCGACUCUUAAAUACAUCGAAAUAGGAGCUCCUUUUGAAGUACUAUCGCCACACAUAUUUAAUAAGCAGAAUCGUCGUGGUUCACUGUAAGGUAGAUACCUUAUUAGUGCGUCUCUUUGCGUCGUCACAGUGCAAGAGCAUGCACACAAAUGAAACCUGUCCAAUCCCGGGUUGGCUGGCUGGAUUGAGGAUUUCUUAAUUGAUCCAGGUCUGGCUGGUGGGAGGCUUCGUCGUACCGCCAAGCAAUUUAGUGUUCCGGUACGAUGUGUAGAAACCGAAAGGGGUUGUGGAUUUUCAUCCUCCUACUAACAAGUUAGCCCGCUUCCGUCUUAGGUUGCAUCAUCACUCACCAUCAGGUGAGAUUGUAGGCUUGCUUUAAAAAUUAAAAAAAAAAAACAAUUCGAACACUGUCUGUCGUAGCAACGGAGCUCCGUUGCAACAUCGCUGCGACGAUGCAACGCAUUAAUGUGGCAUGUCAUUAUGUCGUGUCAACGCCCCGUUCACUUGCGAAUAACGUAUCCGCGCGCCAAACACUGUUAACGUAAUAAAAUGACAAUUAUUCGCUUCAACAUUAACAAAGCGAUAGAAAGAAACAAAAAACUGAAAAAUACAAAAAUAUAUUUAAAAUCUACUAAGUUCAAAAUUUUGUAUGCGAUUUACAAAACUUAGCGUAUUAUGUACGUAAUAUCUUAUCCCUUUUUCAAAAGGACGUUUCUUUUCGAGACAGCAUUACGUAUCUGCCUCAGGACCAAAAUAUUACUGACGUGACGAAUUUCAAUAACGACAAACUAGUAGAAUCUCUUAUAGUAAUAGGGAUUCUUUUUUUAUUAGAAAUAGAGCUACAAUAAUAAAGGUUUAAGUUACUUAUUGAUCUCAAUGCGUUACGGUCGAGUGUAUGUCGGUAUAAGCAUCGAGUAAGUUAAGAUUUAAUCGCUUAAAAUAUAUUCAGUUGUAUGUUUGAUGAAUACAAGUAUAGACCCCGGCAAGUAAGUUGAACCAAAUGGCUGUUCCAUAACCACGGACCAUCUGCUCAGGUACAAAAAAUCAAAAUAAACAAAAAACAAUACGGUGGAACAACCGCAACUGAAAUGUGUGUUUGUUACAUCAAAGGUUGCAGCAAUCACAGCUGAAAUGUGUGUUUGUUACAUCAAAGGUUGCAGCAAUCACAGCUGAAAUGUGUGUUUGUUACAUCAAAGGUUGCAGCAAUCACAGCUGAAAUGUGUGUUUGUUACAUCAAAGGUUGCAGCAAUCACAGCUGAAAUGUGUGUUUGUUACAUCAAAGGUUGCAGCAAUCACAGCUGAAAUGUGUGUUUGUUACAUCAAAGGUUGCAGCAAUCACAGCUGAAAUGUGUGUUUGUUACAUCAAAGGUUGCAGCAAUCACAGCUGAAACGUGUGUUUGUUACAUCAAAGGUUGCAGCAAUCACAGCUGAAAUGUGUGUUUGUUACAUCAAAGGUUGCAGCAAUCACAGCUGAAAUGUGUGUUUGUUACAUCAAAGGUUGCAGCAAUCACAGCUGAAAUGUGUGUUUGUUACAUCAAAGGUUGCAGCAAUCACAGCUGAAACGUGUGUUUGUUACAUCAAAGGUUGCAGCAAUCACAGCUGAAAUGUGUGUUUGUUACAUCAAAGGUUGCAGCAAUCACAGCUGAAACGUGUGUUUGUUACAUCAAAGGUUGCAGCAAUCACAGCUAAAAUGUAUGUGAUUUUUACAUCAAAGGUUGCAGCAAUCACAGCUAAAAUGUGUGUGAUGUUGUUAUUGUGAUCAAUCAUAUCUUAUAUGUUUGUUACAUCAAUGGCUGCAGCAAUUACAGCAGAAAUGAUAAGCAAUGUAAAGUUACUUUUUAUGAUUAAUUAUAUAUUAUUGUAAUAUUAAUUUAAAAUUUAGUUUAUUAUCAUUAGAUUAUAUAUUUUUAAAAGUUUAUAAUAUUGUAUAUAUAUGUACAUAAAACUUAAGCCGGUGGUCAAGGCUCCUGAGCGAGGAGCCUCGUCUCAAUACACGUCGUUUCAUGGACUACCUUCGGUAUAAGUAUUCACCAUUAGUAGGAUAAAUACACCCAGUGAGAAAAGACGAUCUUUCAUAAUACGGUAGUUUCUCGACGUGAUGACUUUAUCCAUAAUUUCACCAACAAAUCCCUCGGUUUUCCCAAAGAGGUCACCAAAUCGCUACCAAGUUCUCGACAUUCCACAAGAAAUCACGUUCUCCUUAAAUGGAGAUAUCUACGUCAUGGCGAACGCAGGUUGUGCAUUAUGACGUCAACACAGUUAGGUCGACGGGGUUAACCCGGAAAAUGCUUCCUUGCCCGGUUGCGUCACGGGGGAUCUGGUUUCCCCGGUACUUCUUUCAAACCGCUCCCAGGGUUGAGGCCUUUUUAUCGGUCCCCCGCGGACUGCGAUUCCUCGCUAUCCUGCGUCGGGGCUGUGUCGAGUUCGGUAUUGUUAACAUGCCAUAACACAUUCAUAGCACAUUAUGUAGGGCGCCAACGUUGCUAAAUCCCAACUUAUUUGAAGUUAGUAAAGUUCCUAAUUUAGGCGUAGGCUCAGUAUAAUCGGAGGAAGUACACAGCACGUCGCCUCGCGUGCGCUUGCGUGCCGCGGCGUGUACGCUUGUUCGCCCAGCACCGCGCGCGUGCGCUGCAUGGGCGCGGCGCUCCCUCGGCGUGCAACGUUCCUUGGGCCCUUACGCCGCGACGACGCUUCGCUGCACGUAGUGAUGACUGCUCUGUACGACCCUCCCCACCCAAGACAUCAAAUCCCAAAAUAGUUGCGACAGUUGUCGGUUUAAAUAUAGAAUCCUCAAUAUCUCCACGGCAAGGCGGACUCACACAAAGGUCGUAGGGGUUCGAUAACAACCCCCCCCCCCCCAUUCAUUGGUCAUAAAAAAGAUAUUAUGGCAAAUAGUAUAAAUUAUUAUUAGUUAAGAAUUUUACAUUUACGGUUUUUUUGUUAAUUAACUCCAAAGAAAUUUAUUUUUAAGCUUUCAUCACGCGGUACGGUACAUUUUAUAGGUGAUAGUUUAAGUUCAAAGGUUUUAGAGAUAUAGUUUCGGGAGUUUAUUAUUUUAAAAUUAAUAAGAAUUUGGUACAAAGAUAAGUUCACUGAACGAUAAAAACACAGAGCAAACUAGCACACAUUGUAACAAUUAAUAAUAUUAAUUGGUAAAAUGUGUGCUUGUUUUAAAUGUAUCAAACCUGUAUAGUGCAUAUCACAUUCAUAUGUUACGUCACAAUUAACAAUGUGGAUGUUUUUGAACCUUAAAGCUAUACUCCGACAACUACAAAAUAACAAAGAAUGGUGAGCUUAUCACCAUUGUACAUUGUGAUUACAUACUUUAGGCUUAGUUUGUUUAAUUUAUAUUUAUUGAUUAAUUAUAAUUGUAUCCUAUAAAAAUCUCAUUUGUGAAUGUGUUUUUGUUUUUAUUCCAUAAUUUAAUUGUAGACCGUAAUAUAUAAGGACUCAGAGUAUAUUAAUGUAGUACAAAUUAUACAAGUAUAUCUUUCAGCAAUGUAAUAAAUGAAGUCAAUCUGCACCCCGAGUGACGUAGUGACCGAAUGAUCUACAUGCACAACUUAAUAAUAUUAUGAUUCACUACUGCAACACUAACUGUUAUUUUCAAUUCAUAAUAUAACCACUGUUAUAUAAAACCGACACAUUGUAUAUAUUUUACUAUAAUAAUAAUUUAAAUAUAUUUUGAGUUGCAUUUUGUGAUAAAUCACUGUUGUAAAAAUUAAUAAUAUUAACUAUUGUAUUGUAUAGGUGACUGGUAGCCGACAACAUCACAGAUGCCAAGCACUCGACAGUUCCAUGCUAUAGCUUGGCAAAUUCGUUCGUAACACUGCCUAUGGUCCGCGGAGGCCGGGGGGAUGUGUUUGCGAUGCCCUCGCAUACCCGCACACUCAACUUCACAGUCCUGUCCCCCUGUCGCCCGCUUAUCAUGGGAGUGUCUAAUUUGCCAAGCUCCAGUCAUCUAUGCGCAUAACAUCUGACCGACAAUAUGUCAGUCCCGAGGCGAAUACUGUACUCAUUUACUGCGUUAUGUAUUAUUUAAGUUUAAUGUAUAGGGAGGUGACGGAGAUGCGUUCGGUUAUUUAAUAAAUAAUAAUAAUGUACAUGUUUUAUGUUCGAGAAAUAAAUGUGUAGUUGAAAAUAAAAGCAUUGAGAAUA
Messenger RNA from Bicyclus anynana (squinting bush brown), 8082 nucleotides. It is a transcript of the gene alpha-Man-IIb, whose product is annotated as alpha-mannosidase 2. The transcript has 8 exons. NCBI's taxonomy places the organism in Eukaryota, Metazoa, Arthropoda, Insecta, Lepidoptera, Nymphalidae. Gene Ontology annotation, molecular function: alpha-mannosidase activity; carbohydrate binding. Gene Ontology annotation, biological process: protein deglycosylation; mannose metabolic process; N-glycan processing. Bases 171 to 3503 code for a protein of 1110 amino acids. Gene Ontology annotation, cellular component: Golgi membrane. The record is from RefSeq and is a predicted model, not a curated record.